AUGAGGGAAUGGGAGAAUAGGAAUUGUGGGUUGAGGGAGCUGGAGGAGGUGGCUGGCUCUUCAAGAACAAGAGAACAGCUCAUGCCAAGGCUGGGAGGUAGAGCUGGAUAUGACUGAUGGGCCAGCGACAAAGCACAGAGUGGGCAGGAAGAGGCUGGGAAGUCCCACCAGGGUGUGGCUGAAAGCUCUUUGAGGGCUAGGGGCUGGGCUGGGGACAGCCGUGCUGUGACAGCCUCUCCUGCUCCAGCCCUGCAGCUGGUGAGCAGUAAGAGGGACUUGGUUCUGGUGAAGGAGGCGCUGAGCUGGUACGACGCCCAGCAGCACUGCCGGCUGCACUACACAGACCUUGCUGACCUGCAGCCAAGUGACCUGUUGAAUCUCUACUCCCUCAUGACCAGCACCCAGGCUUGGAUUGGCCUCUUCUUCGACGCAAGUACUUCUGGCCUGAGAUGGUCCAGCGGCUCCACCUACACAGCCCUGGAGUGGGUUCCGACGCUGCCCGAAUUCGGGGUGGGCAUCUGUGCCACGCUGUACACUCGGCUGAAAUUCCCCUCCAUAGGGGCCAACUCCUGCACAGCCCAGAAUCCCUUCUUCUGCUACUAUGGUGUGUUCACAUUCAUAUUUCAGGCUUGGUCUUCCCCCUAGGGGCCUCGCUCUGUUGCCCAGGCUGGAGAGCAGUGGCGGGAUCAUAGCUCACUGUAA
Macaca mulatta (Rhesus monkey) is the source of this 702-nucleotide messenger RNA. The record is from RefSeq and is a predicted model, not a curated record. NCBI's taxonomy places the organism in Eukaryota, Metazoa, Chordata, Mammalia, Primates, Cercopithecidae.